Caenorhabditis sp. 36 PRJEB53466 is the source of this 530-nucleotide messenger RNA. The record is from the annotation of a GenBank genome assembly. NCBI's taxonomy places the organism in Eukaryota, Metazoa, Nematoda, Chromadorea, Rhabditida, Rhabditidae.
AUGGUCGAUCUUUUGGGUGCAGAAAAUUUGAAAGUGGUUCUUGUGAGUCAUUCUUGAGGAAGUUACUAAGAACGGCUACAGUAUUUAGGGUGAUCUGGAAAAAAUUGAAAUAAGAGCCAUCGAAGUGACUAGACUGAUCCGCGAGCCGCUUUUCGAUCCGAGCCUAUUCGGACAGUUUGCCGAUGUUCUUUUUGAUAUUCAAAGAAAAAUUCGCGACUUUCGAACGUCUCUAAGUAAAACUCCGACUGAUUUUGAUUGUUAUGUAAGACUAUUGAAGCUAUAAGUGGUUGCUGAUUGUAUCAUUUUAGGCUUACAAUAAGUUCCUAGCUUAUGCGUCUUCAAAACUGGACCAUUGCCAUAAAAUCGCUCGUCAUCAAGUCAAGCCUUCAAGAUCAUCAAAUGUUCCGGAAAGGACCCGCACGGCUCGGAUAACCGUAGCCCCUGCCCCUGCUCCUGCCCGACCAGACACUUACCAACCAUAUGAACCAUACGAAACACACACCAAUAAUGGAUAUCCUGGAAGAUCCUAA